Messenger RNA from Trachymyrmex septentrionalis, 1645 nucleotides. RefSeq lists its product as uncharacterized. NCBI's taxonomy places the organism in Eukaryota, Metazoa, Arthropoda, Insecta, Hymenoptera, Formicidae. Bases 523 to 1278 code for a protein of 251 amino acids. The transcript has a single exon. The record is from RefSeq and is a predicted model, not a curated record.
GUUCAUCACUAUCAACUGCACCUAGAGCAAUUAAAAUUAGAAGCGAGACGUAGGAAUGACACCAGGAACAAAGCAGAUGACACGAAUGUAAGCUUUUCCACUGAAGCAAUAAUGACACUGCACACACCAGAAACACACGCAUAUCAUAUCCCGCAUGCAGGUGUAACGAACACGCAAAUCUACAAAUCUGUAGUCGCUACUGAUAAUACAUUCAUAAAAAACGAUAUUGCCGUCGAGGAAGGAUCGAUCUCUGCGAUUGAUAGAAAACAUGAUGGCGCAAAUUUUGGUAGCUCGUCCGAUUUAACAAAGAUUUCAUUAAAUAUGAGAGAUGAGAUAUAUCUUAAUAAUCAACGGAAAGCUGAAAACUACAAUCGACAACAGGUGAUUGAAAACCACGAAGCUACUAUUCGAGACUUAUCGAAUGUUGAUCAUGUUUACGAAAAAGUUAAAGCGAUUAAGCAGCCACGUAAUAAUUUAUAUGAACACGACAUUUAAGAUUAUUACGAGAAAUAUAGUCCCGCUAUGGCGAAGAUCUUGAUAGAUCCGCUUUUCUUGCCGCGACAUACAAUUUGCAGGAAGUGCGCGAGAACAAAGAGCAGUCCAGUAUACACCGAUCGUUUGAUAUAUACGAAAGAGUCGUUGCUCGCCAUAGAAGUAGUUUUAUGUCAGUAUAAUGACGUUUCAUGCUUCAAGUAUCCGCACGAGGAUUCCGAGGAUAUUUUCUGCUCGCAAUAUGAUCAAAAUCGAGAUUAUAUGCUAGUUUAUAAUUACACAAAGACUAACGUCGCGGGUAUAUUCUAUUUUCAUUGCUGGCCUGACAUCUUCGAUCUGCAAUCGCUGUUGAAGCCGAGCAUCUAUGUUGUAAACCGCACUUGUUGCAAUCUUAUAGUAAAUACUCACUUGUAUCAUCGCUGCAUAAAUAGCUAUCACGUGAGAACAUCGAGAGCUGGUUGCACACCCAUGAUGUUUUAUCAUGAUUAUGGCACUAUAAUAAGCAGCACGAAACACAUUAGUCACAACGAUUCAGAAGAUCCGCCGAUUUAUCAGGUACACCGAUCGAAGGGUGACCACACUGAAUACCGGAGAAAUAGAUCGAGCUUGUUGCUGUUGGAACCGUUACUGCUAAUGCCGGAAUCGGCGGAUUCUGAACGUCGAGAAAAUACCAAGAAUAAGAUUUCGCAGUCAGAAUGCACAAAAAUUAUUAAAAUAAUAAUAAUCUACGCAUUAUCAUUUCUUAUUCUUACGAGCAUUACAUUUUACAUCGUUUAUUUUACUUAGAGCGGCUGAUUGUUAUGGUAAGAUAUUUAGGAAAAUUUAAUCACAUUCGAAUGUUACGUGAUACAUUUAUUGUCAUUAAUUUUACGUUACAUUUGUUACGAAGUGUUGUCGCCAAAAUGUUUAACGGAAAUUAUGCUCAAAAUUGCAUAUAUGCAUGAUUUAUAUUUCGGCGUUAUAUAUGUAUAUAUUUUAUAUCUAUUAUCAAUGGGGUAUUUCGUCAAUUAAUUAAUGACAAGAAAUUGUUUUGUGAUAUACAAAUUGUUAAAUCUGCAUCACUAUGAGCGAAUCGUUUUUAUCUCUAUCAAAUUACACGCGUAACAGACAUACAAUAUUUUAACAAGCUUGCAUAUAAUUCAUAAAUAUAUUA